GCGCUUCCUCCUCGGGCCCCGCCCCUCGCCGCCUCUGCCAAUGGGGAGCGAGGGUGCGCUCUGCGUUCGGCUAGCGCUGCCUGCCCGGCCACGUGGGGGCCCGGCUCGGCUGGCAGGCGGAGGCGGCGCGCGGGACAAGGAGAUGGAUGUUGUCUCUGGACUUCAUUCAGUGCUGGUGAUCCCCCAGGCACUUACCCAGGUGGCCCCGCUCCAAAGGACAGACAUGUGUGGCGCACAUCAUCGCUUGAAUUGAGCCCCUCUUCAUUCUGGGGCACGACUGUGUAGAUUCUCCUGUAUUUUAUUGCUGUUGCCAGGUGGCCUGGAUUAGACAUGGCUAGUCUGGCCACCAAAGACUCAUACCUGCAGAGUUUAGCUAAGAAAAUUUGUGUGCAGCAGGUCCAGGAGCCACGGAAAAGAACAUUCGGUAUUACAGCUUCCAAGCGAGCUGGGUCUGGAGAUGCUAGCAGCCAGCCGAAGAAAAAGAAGAGAAAGAAACCCAGAAAGCAAGCUGAGAAGGCAGAUGCCCCUCCAGCUAAGCAGGCAGCACACAAUACCAGCAAAUCUGCUCCAGCUAAGCAGGCAGUACCUAAUCUUAACACAUCUACUCCAGCCGAACAGACAGCACCCAAAGGGAGCAGAGCUGCUCCAACUGGAACAGCAGUGAGCAAAAGUGAGAACGGAACUACAGGUGGAAAAAGUGAUCCCGGUUCAUUUUCUGCCGUGAAUAUCUUGCGUCAGAGGUUACAUGAGAAGAUGCAAGAAGUCUCUGGUCAGGGCGGCACUAAAGAAUUAUCGCCAGCUGUGCUGGAGAAGAGGCGCCGAAGGAAGUAUGAGAAGGAGAGGAAGAGGCGCCGAAAAAAGGAGCUGAAGAUGAAGGAGAAAAUCGAGAAGAAGGGAGCCCAGGAGGCAGCUGCAGCUGUGGAGCCGCAGCAAGCGAAGGAGGAGAGCAAGGCUGGGAUCAUCUUCAACCAGGUCAAAAUCUGUGAGGAGGAGGAGCUGAGCAAGACAGAGAAGAAGAGAGAGAAGAGGAAGAGAGUGAAGGGCAACCUCACUCCUCUGACAGGCAAGAACUACAAGCAACUGCUGAGCAGGCUGGAAGCCCGGAAGAGCAAAUUGGAGGAGCUGAAGGACAAGGACCAAAAGAAAGCCCAGGAGCUGGAAAAUAAGAUGAAAUGGACCAACGUCCUUUACAAGGCAGAAGGUGUCAAGAUCCGCGAUGAUGAGGAACGUCUGAAGGCUGCCCUGAAGCGCAAGGAGAAGCACAAGGCCCAGCGCCAGAAGCAGUGGGAGAAGAGGACAGAGCAUGUGGUAGAGAAGAUGCAGCAGCGGCAGGACAAGCGGCGUAAGAACAUCCAAAAGAAGAAGGUGGCCAAGGUGGAGCGCAGGAAGGACAAGGCCCGGAAGAAGGGUCGCAUCCUCCCAGAGGACUUGGAGAAAGCUGGUGUGAAAUGAGACUAGGGCUGCCAAUGUUGGUGGCCUGGAAAUGGACUCUCAGCCAGGGCUUAUGGGGCUUGUUGUGGGAUCUCUUAAUAAACUGUUUUACAAAACUGCUCUGA
This is a messenger RNA of Mauremys mutica (yellowpond turtle), 1556 nucleotides long. It is a transcript of the gene SURF6, whose product is annotated as surfeit 6. Lineage: Eukaryota; Metazoa; Chordata; Testudines; Geoemydidae. The record is from RefSeq and is a predicted model, not a curated record. Gene Ontology annotation, biological process: ribosomal large subunit biogenesis; ribosomal small subunit biogenesis. Gene Ontology annotation, cellular component: nucleolus. Bases 331 to 1452 code for a protein of 373 amino acids. Gene Ontology annotation, molecular function: RNA binding; DNA binding. The transcript is spliced from 5 exons.